AUGGCUUAUAAGAAAGUCGGACCACCACCAAAGGGACUCCCCCCUCUUCCACAAUUACGUAUCAGAAGACCUGUGAGUGCAGGAUCCCAAGCUAGUAAUCCAUGCACACUUGCCAUGUCCACUUUGCUCAACUGUUGGGCUUCUAACGGAGGUGAUGGCGCUGCUGUCUGUUUACCGUUCGCUAACGAUUUGAAAAAGUGCAUGGAAACUCAAAAGAGUGACCAAGGUGCCAGAAAUAAUAUUAAUUAUCAUACUGCUAGAUUGUAUCCUAAGUUGAAGGGUCGUCGUGAUUAG
This is a messenger RNA of Spathaspora passalidarum NRRL Y-27907, 294 nucleotides long. RefSeq names its product mitochondrial 37S ribosomal protein mS37. Gene Ontology annotation, cellular component: mitochondrial small ribosomal subunit. Bases 1 to 294 code for a protein of 97 amino acids. Gene Ontology annotation, biological process: mitochondrial translation. The transcript has a single exon. NCBI's taxonomy places the organism in Eukaryota, Fungi, Ascomycota, Pichiomycetes, Serinales, Debaryomycetaceae. The record is from RefSeq and is a predicted model, not a curated record. Gene Ontology annotation, molecular function: structural constituent of ribosome.